Mytilinidion resinicola is the source of this 1014-nucleotide messenger RNA. RefSeq names its product Isochorismatase hydrolase. The record is from RefSeq and is a predicted model, not a curated record. Lineage: Eukaryota; Fungi; Ascomycota; Dothideomycetes; Mytilinidiales; Mytilinidiaceae. The coding region runs from base 1 to 1014 and encodes 337 amino acids. The transcript is spliced from 2 exons.
AUGACAUCACAACCACCCUCAGAGCACAGGACCGCCGUAAUAGGCAAUGCCUCAAACUUCUGGCUCCACUCAACACGCACAGGCUUCGACCUCACUCACCCCCAAACACCAACCGAGACAGCGCCGGGACCCAGACUCAAGCUCAGGACCAGCACUUCGCCCAUCACGCUCUCCCCUGCCAGUUCUGCGCUUGUGAUAAUCGAUAUGCAAAACUUCUUCCUCUCGCCCUCUUUCGGUCGAACCAAAGGCCCCGGCCAUAAGGCUGCUGACAACCUCCUUAACCAUGCCAUCCCCGCCGCCCGUAAAGCCGGCAUCCAGAUCAUCUGGCUGAAUUGGGGAUUAUCUGACGAAGACUUGAACAAGAUGCCGCCAGGAGUGAUGCGCGCGUUCGGUUUCCAAGCUAUCGUAGAGAACAUUGAAGAGACGGCUAAGGGAAGGCCGCACGUUGACCCAUUCAGAGAGAGGCCUGACGGUAUCGGCGUCGAUAGGCACGGCGAUGUGAAGUUCCGAGGCGGACAUGCGUUGCUGGAGAACGGGAAAGGCGGCCGCAUCUACAAGGGUCUUGGGUCAUCUUGCGGGAUUGUGAGUCUGGCAAACGGGGAGACGGUCGAUGCAGGGAGGUUGUUAGUACGGGGAGAGUGGAAUGCGGCGCUUUAUCCGCCGUUGGAUGUGGCGUUUAAAGAGGGCGAGAAGCUGUCCGAGGUGCCUGAUGUUUGGAUCCAUAAGAACCGGAUGUCGGGGAUGUGGGGUGCGAGCACCCCGUGUGAAGAGUUCCUCGAAGCUCACGGUAUCAAGAGCCUUCUUUUCGCAGGCGUGAACACGGAUCAGUGCGUGAGCGGGACAUUCACAGAUGCUUUUAGUAAGGGGUAUGAUUGCAUUCUGCUGAAUGACUGCUGUGGAACUACGUCACCAGCGUACGCGCAGCAGUGUAUAGAGUUCAAUGCAGCGAAAACCUGGGGCUUUGCUAUGAACAGUGAAGACUUCGCAAAGGGGGUAGAGGAGAUGGAGAAGUGA